AUGGUUGAAAACAAUGAGCUGGGCAUGGACCCCAUUGUCCCCAAGCAUGAGCCAGGGCCGGAGGGGUCUAUCAGCUCUGUCUCGACCCCCGAGGAAGCUGAGCCUCUGAUGCAAGACGCCGCGCAGACGCAGAAACGGAAAGGAGGCAGAAAACCUAUCUAUGCCACCUCUGAGGAGCGCAAGCAACGCAACCGCCAGGCCCAGGCCGCCUUCCGCGAACGACGGACGGAAUACAUCCGUCAACUGGAGACCACCAUCAAACGCAAUGAGGAAUCGCUACAGAGCCUCCAGCAAAGCCACCGCAGUGCGGCGGAUGAAUGCCUCAUGCUCCGGUAUAAGAACUCGCUGCUGGAGCGCAUCUUGCUCGAGAAAGGCAUCGAUGUCCAAGCCGAGCUACGGUUGAAGACCGGUGCCCCAGGGGCUCCGGCCAAGAACCCUGCACCACCCAAGACGGCGCCUGCAGGAUCCCGAAAUCAACGGCACCCUGCAGGCAUCGCCGCGAAGCCAGACGCCUUUGGCAUCUCACAGCGGGAAGGCGCCUACGGUGUCUCCUCGCCCCAGUUCCAGGCUACUCCAACCUCGCACGUCUCCUCCCCAUCGCACGCCAAAUCCCCCGGCUUCGGCUUCCAGGGCGCCAUGUCCCCGGCCGUCGAAGGUCGCCCCCAGCUGCUCCCUCAACCCCGGAGCUUCAGCCAGGCCUCCCCACCUGCAAUCAGCAUGCCCCAGACCGACCCAGCAGACAAGCAACAGUCGCGGGGCGCGGCCAUGGGCCCCCGGGGUGCGCGGGUCGCAGCAGCCUAUUAUCCUUCUCCUUUCCAAAAACACUACGACCAACUUGAACAAGAAUACGACGCCCAGGCCGACAUGGUCGACGACGAGCACGACGGAUCCACAACCGCAUCCUACGUCCCGGGCUUCACACCCCAGUCCAUUGCAUCCGGCUCCCAUAAUAUGUCCGGGUUCAAUCAGCCCUCUGCAGAAGGAACGCCCAGCGAUUUCGGCGCUGCAAAUCAUCUCAUGGGCUCUUACGAGCCAAUGCUGGAUACAGAUCCCUUCGGGCUCAGUGCCAGCAUGCACUUCCCUACCCCUUUCAAUUAUGAGCACAGUUCCUCCCGGCAAUGA
Messenger RNA from Penicillium olsonii, 1122 nucleotides. Lineage: Eukaryota; Fungi; Ascomycota; Eurotiomycetes; Eurotiales; Aspergillaceae. The record is from the annotation of a GenBank genome assembly.